AAAUGGUUCAAAAAGGAAAACAAGCUAUCUUGGGCAAGCAUGACGAUGAUGUCGUCAUCAUCUCUGCUUUGCGUACACCCGUCACAAAAGCCAAAAAGGGUGGCUUGGCUGAAGCAUGCCCUGAAGAUAUGUUGGCUGCCGUCUUCAAAGGUGUUAUCGCAGAAUCAAAGAUUGACCCCAAAUUGAUCGAAGAUGUUGCUGUCGGUAACGUUUUGCCACCAGGUGGUGGUGCAACAGUUGCACGUAUGGCUGCACUUUACUCUGGCAUCCCAAACACUGCCGCUGUAAACACCUUGAACCGUCAAUGCUCUUCCGGUUUGGCAUCUGUCAACCAAAUCGCAAUGGAAAUUCAAUCCGGUCAAAUUGAUGUCGGUAUUGGUGCAGGUGUUGAAAGCAUGACCCAAAACUACGGUGCAGGUGUUAUGCCUGAACGCUUCUCUGAUGCCGUCAUGGAGAACGAAGAAGCUGCCGAUUGUUUGGCACCAAUGGGUAUCACUUCAGAAAAUGUUGCUGAAGAAUACGGUGUUACCCGUGCAAAGCAAGACGCAUUCGCUGCUCAAUCUUACCAACGUGCUUUCAAGGCUCAAUCUGAAGGCAAAUUCAAGAGCGAAAUCGUCACAGUCAAAUACAACGACACUGACGGAAACGAACGUACCGUUGACAAGGAUGACGGUAUCCGUGAUGGUGUUACAGCUGAAUCAUUGGCUAAAUUGAAGCCGGCAUUCAAGAAAGACGGUACCACACAUGCCGGUAACGCAUCUCAAGUUAGUGAUGGUGCUGCUGCCGUGCUUCUCGCUCGCCGUAGCGUUGCCAAGAAGUUGGGCUUGCCAAUCAAGGGUAAAUUUGUCACAGCUGCCGUUGUUGGUGUCCCACCCAAAGUUAUGGGUAUCGGACCAGCAUACGCUAUCCCCAAGGUUUUGGACAUCUCUGGUCUUUCAACCAAUGAUGUUGAUGUUUGGGAAAUUAAUGAAGCAUUUGCCUCUCAAGCAUUAUAUUCCGUUGAGAAGCUCGGUUUAGAUCAAGCAAAGGUUAACCCAUCCGGUGGUGCAAUCGCAAUCGGACAUCCAUUGGGUGCAACUGGAUCACGUCAAAUUGCCACAAUUUUGCCUGAAUUGAAACGUCAAGGCAAGCAAAUUGGUGCAACAAGUAUGUGCGUUGGAAGUGGUAUGGGUAUGGCCAGUAUCAUUGUUUCUGAGCAAUAAAUGAAUGACAUAAGGGUGUUGUUCUUUUCUCUUAUUUUCAUAUGCUUUCGAUUUAAUCUAGAAAUAGUAUCAUAUUCACAUCUGUAUUUCCUUGUGUCUGGGAGUGGGUUUGAUCUUAUGAGAAGUGAC
This is a messenger RNA of Meira miltonrushii, 1331 nucleotides long. RefSeq names its product thiolase. Gene Ontology annotation, biological process: phenylacetate catabolic process; fatty acid beta-oxidation. The record is from RefSeq and is a predicted model, not a curated record. The transcript has 2 exons. Lineage: Eukaryota; Fungi; Basidiomycota; Exobasidiomycetes; Exobasidiales; Brachybasidiaceae. Gene Ontology annotation, molecular function: acetyl-CoA C-acyltransferase activity. Gene Ontology annotation, cellular component: peroxisome. The annotation marks the transcript as partial.